Molecule: messenger RNA, 465 nt
Organism: Miscanthus lutarioriparius
Lineage: Eukaryota; Viridiplantae; Streptophyta; Magnoliopsida; Poales; Poaceae
Source: the annotation of a GenBank genome assembly
AUGUCAACUUUCACAUCCCCAGUUCUCUGCAACUUCAUGACCAUCCAACAGAAGAGCGCGCCUCUGCUGAACAACAGCACAAGACGGCCCCUGCGCCUGAGCUUCCCAGGGACGACAAGGAGCGUGCCGACCUUGCCGGGCUUCAGAGCGAGGCAAGACUUGCGCGUCGCCGCCGUCUACAAGGUGAAGCUCGUCGGCCCCGAAGGGCAGGAGAGCGUGAUCGACGUGCAAGAGGACAGCUACAUCCUGGACGCCGCCGAGGAGGCCGGUGUCGAGCUGCCCUACUCCUGCCGCGCUGGUGCGUGCUCCACGUGCGCCGGCAAGGUGCUGGAGGGCUCCGUCGACCAGUCGGACCAGUCGUUCCUGGACGACACGCAGGUCGGUGCCGGGUAUGCGCUCACCUGCGUCGCGUACCCGACGUCUGACUGCGUCAUCCAGACGCACAGGGAGGCAGACCUCUACUAG